AAAUACCCAGGAUGGCCUUUGUAUCGUUGGUAGUGAUUGUUCAAUUUCUACAAAAUCAUCCAGGUUUGAAAAAUGGCAAUGCGAUUUAUCGUAGCCAUUGCUUUGAGUGCUCUCAUUGGAUUAAGCUGUGGUCGUCCAACUACGGACUCGACAACAGAUGAUACAGGAAGUAGCAAAGCACAACCUUACAUAGUGUAUCCAGGAUCGAACGGUGCCAACCCAACAUACCAGAAGGACAUUGAUAUUUCCUUUUUGUACAAUUGGUUGAAGACACAUAAGAAACAUCGCUUUCCGAAACCUGUUGCUGAAACUAAACCGAAUCCAGAACCAGUGUCUGAGCCGAAACCCGAACCCUAUUACCCUUACAUGCCGAACGUGGUGCCACCGCACACACAUGUACCGAAGCAAACACUUGGCCACACGCAUACUGUUACGCACAGCAGGACCGCCCACCAUGUCCUACCACCACAGUUCCCUUAUGGCUAUAACCCGUUCCCUUAUGGCUUUCCUUCUCGAUUCCAAAUUCCGCCAUUCCCCUACCCAACAAUGAAACCGGUCAACAGAUACCCAUUUCCACCUACUUUCGGUUUCCCUUUUAAUCAGCAACAGAAAGAGCAAAAAAAUCAAGGGCAAGUACAAAAUAAUUAUUACCCAAAGUACCCUAUAUUCCCACCGACUAUAGGGCCAGUGGGACCAGUUAGAAGCCCUUUCUUGCCGCCAUACCAACCUGCACCAUACCCAAUACCAUUUACAGGGUUUCCAUAUGGCCAACCAAAUGUCGGAAAAUUCGGAGGCUACGCUACCAAUGUUUACAAUUCUGUGGGCAAUGGUAAUGGUGUGUACGGAAACCGUUUUAUUAGUCCUGGAUCUUAUGGUUUUAGUGGAAUAUUGAACGCCAUUAAAGGAAGCAGUUCCAUUCCCUUCCCAUCGAAACCCUACCCGAUCUUUCCAUCGCAACCAAGAUAUGGUUAUUAGCCUGUCAUUCUCAAUUAGAUGAUUGAGUUAGCAUAAUGACGACUAUUAAUUAACAUGGUUGGAGGAAAUGAACGAUAGACAACGAACUAAUGGAAAAUGAAAAAAUGAAAAUGAAAUAAAGAAGACGGAGUCGGAAAGAUACCAGAAACCAUCAAGGCAAACUAGAAGCUGACAAAAUGCAGAAAACUUUAUCAGAAUCAAAGAAUCUAUGAAUCUGGGAAAAGUGUCUGGUUGUCCAUAGCGCUGCCACAUUGCUGGGUUUGUUCUUUCAAAAGAGAAUAUCUCACUCCGAAUGAGAUUUGCAAAUAAACGUUGCAAUUCUUUAUAAAAUGCA
This is a messenger RNA of Octopus sinensis (East Asian common octopus), 1309 nucleotides long. RefSeq names its product extensin-like. The coding region runs from base 73 to 975 and encodes 300 amino acids. The record is from RefSeq and is a predicted model, not a curated record. NCBI's taxonomy places the organism in Eukaryota, Metazoa, Mollusca, Cephalopoda, Octopoda, Octopodidae. The transcript has 7 exons.